This is a messenger RNA of Aureobasidium subglaciale EXF-2481, 2219 nucleotides long. RefSeq lists its product as uncharacterized. Gene Ontology annotation, biological process: fatty acid metabolic process. Bases 235 to 1956 code for a protein of 573 amino acids. The transcript is spliced from 2 exons. Lineage: Eukaryota; Fungi; Ascomycota; Dothideomycetes; Dothideales; Saccotheciaceae. The record is from RefSeq and is a predicted model, not a curated record. Gene Ontology annotation, molecular function: medium-chain fatty acid-CoA ligase activity.
AGCACAGUAGCUGUCCAAAUCUGACGGAGCGUGUCUCUCUCUGACCAGUGGCCGUGCCUCACCGGUUACUCGGAUGAUCUGCACUCAGAAGCUAAAAAGACCGUGAUAUCAUUGGACAUUCAACGACGUGUCAUCCCAUCAGCAAUUAAUACAUGACCAUGGGCUGAUCAAACAUGUAGAUAUAUUAACAGCAGAAUUUCACCUCUCAGAUCUCGAUUCUGCAAUCACUCAAUCAUGAACGGCGACAAACCACUUUAUGCUAGACUGGAUGGCGGAGAAGCGUAUCCUAUCGAGGAGUCAAUCUGGGAAGCAUUCUUUACUGUAGCGAAAGAAAAGCCUGAUCAUGUCGCUGUCAUCUCCAGAAGUCAGCCUUCCAACCUCUUAGAGCCUGUUGUUGGCAAAUCCCACAACUGGUCAAGCUAUGGUCUCGAAUGGACAUACUCGCACCUUGUUCAGGGGGCAGUAAAUGUCGCUUCUGUGUUCAAAAGUCACAGAGUCAAACGAGGCUCGAUACUACUGGCUUUUCUGCCACCAAUUUGUGCAGAAUGGUCUUUGCUUUGGUGGGCAGCGAACCUCCACGGAGUCACUCUUGUGACCAUCGACAAAAGAGCUCUGGAGCCAGCAAGAUCGGACGAACUGAGCUUCUAUAUCCGCUCUCUCCAACCAGAGAUUAUAACCAUCCAUGGAAGCGAUGGUACUGGAGCAGUGAAUGGAGUCUGUACCGAACUGAAACAUUUUGUCAAGUGUAAGGUGACUUUUGAUUCGGUCGAUGGAGCACCAGGCUGGCGGGCGCUGGCAAGUUUCGACUUUUCGGAGAGCAACAUAAAGCGAGCCAACGAUCGGUGUGCGGACUACGACCGCACGGCCGUGAUUCUAUACACCUCGGGUACAUCGACUGGUCAACCCAAGGGCUGCCCUUUGACAGAAAAGAAUCUCAUCCUCGGCUGGUCUGUACAAAAUCCUGCUACCGAUAAGCAUAUCGGCAUCCCCUCUCGAAUUGUGAUGAUGUUUGCGAACUCGCGAGCCAUCAACCUGCAUAUGUGCAGUCAGUGUUGGCUGGUCGGAGGUACGAUAAUAUACCUCUCCACGGGCUUCACUCCGGAAGGAGUACUGUCAACGAUUGAACAAGAACGAAUCACGGCCGCCAUAUUCAUACCACCCAUGUUGAGUGCACUUGUAAAGUGUCCAACAUUUUCCAAGAACAGGGUUCAAAGUAUGGUGAGGGUAUUUGUAGGAGGCGACAUUGUGACAGCGAAUAUCCAAGAUCUGGUAACCGACCAUUUCGUGAACGCUCGGGUGGUCUCUGCUUAUGCAAUGACUGAAGGUCUCUGGGUCGUUGGCUGGCCACUGUCUGAUGCUCCAGAACGUAUUCCAGUUUGCAGAGGCUUACUGGCACAAGGUAGCAUUCUUCCAGGGAAUCUCCUCAAGAUCGUGGGCGACAAGUGCAACACUGUUAGGCGAGGAGAGACGGGAGACAUCUAUAUCCGAUCCCCAGCCAUGAUCAGCCGGUAUCGCGGCAACGUGGCUCCUGAUACCUUCCAUGAGGACAAUGAGGGCAGAUGGUUCAAGACUGGUGAUACUGGCUUCAUCGACGAUGAUGCUUUGCUGUAUGUCAUGGGACGGAAGAAGGAUAUCAUCAAACGAAUCGGUGUGCCUGUCCCUCCAAUCUUGCUGGAGAACAUCCUCGCCACUUUCGGAGGCGUCCGCGCAUCGGUCUUCGGACUUCCAAACGCAAAACUGGGAGAAGAAAUAGUGGCAGUUGUGUCGAGUAUGGCAGAGAUCAAGCCUCAGAAACUCACGGAUCUGGUGGCUGAGCAUUUAGGUCCGGAUUACGCGGUAGGGAAAGUGUUCGCACUGCAGGAUCUGGGCAUGCAGGAGUUUCCGGUCAAUGUGACGGGCAAAGUCAUGAAGAUCGAGUUGCGCAAGGCCGUCGAGAACUUGUACGCGAGGGAGUGAUCGAAAAGGCAGCUGCAGGACAAUAUUUGUUCUUGCUUGAUGACAUUCGACCUUUGUCUGUCGUGGGUGCUCCUGCUGGUACAGCGAAUUUUCACAUGUGGACGUUCAAGUACCUUCCAUCUUGAAUGCGGCAAUGACGAGCCAUGACUCUUGACUAUCUUGAUCUCGUCGCCUUGCUCAGCCAUCUUUCCUACUCUACACUUUCCACCAGCCUUUUUUAAUCAUUCUGUACAGCCACUUUCCCUGGUCUCGGCCAGAGUACC